Messenger RNA from Drosophila guanche, 1239 nucleotides. RefSeq lists its product as uncharacterized. Lineage: Eukaryota; Metazoa; Arthropoda; Insecta; Diptera; Drosophilidae. Bases 26 to 1168 code for a protein of 380 amino acids. The transcript is spliced from 5 exons. The record is from RefSeq and is a predicted model, not a curated record.
ACUCUGCCAGUAGUCGUUUUUUUCUAUGGCUGCGCUGAGCAAGUCAUUCGAGGCGAACCUUUGCUGGCGCAGCUGCCAAGAGCUGCUCCAUCCGCGUAGCUGCCGGCGCGCUGCACUCGAGAAUCUCUGGCGCUUUGCCUGGUCCAACGCGAAGUAUUAUCUGCCAGUGGUGUUGCUGCAUUUGGGCAAAAAUGGCAUACGUUUGGGUGGUGGCUCGUCACCCAACUUGCUGCUGGAUGCAUUGUGGUACUACGUCCAGCUGGUAGUCGGCGGCGUGCUGAAUGCCAGUCUAAUAUCCAUCUCCAUGUGCUGUCUGCGCAAUCUGCUGGGCAAAUUCCAUCUGUACACAUUGCUCUUGCUGCCAGCUGCCAUUGGUGGCAGCUUCUGUGCCUGCUUGCCCAGCCGCGUGAGGCAGCUCCAGCACACGGCCAUCUUUCAGUCUCUCAUUGAGAGUCUUCUGCUGCAUUCCAAUCCUUUGGCCAGAGCUGUUACCCACUCCCUGCCACUGCAAACGCUGAUCUUCAUGUGCUGCAGCGCCGUCAUACUGGAGGGCAGGCGGAGACGCUGUGGGCACAAUGGCUUUUGGUUUCUAACGCCCGACGCCCCAGCCACUGUGGGUCACAACUGCUCCCUCCACAUAGUGCGCGGCAUACGCAGCUAUCUGCUGAUUGGACUCCUUUUGGAUCUCUUCAAGGCGAUUGUUAGCUGCACCAAGGCUGGGGAUUGGCACUUGAGGCAUCUGAGUCUGCAAUCAACUGCCUGGCUGGGCUGCUACGUGGGCAUCUAUAGGGCGGUACACUGCUACUUGCAACACAGCUCUAUGGUCCCGCGACACAUUCCAGUGGUCAGAGACUCCUUCAAGCAUCCCCCGGCAUCCUUCCUUGCGGGCCUUAGCUAUUUGCUCUAUCCAAAGCCAACAAUCUUAAGUUACGCGCUGCUGGAGGCCAUUCGCACACUGUGGGCCAGCCACCGCGACACGAAGAAGGUUACAAAGAAGCCUCAGGCAUUCGGCUUUGGCGAUCUAGCGUUUCCUGUUGCACUGGCAUACCUCAUACAUAACUACGUGCUGCAGUGCCAGCGUGUGAGCGGACUCUCCGGCGUCAUCAUUGACAGCACGACAGCUAACUACGCAUUAAACAUAAGAAAGCGUCUGGCACGACUGUGUUGAAUCGAUUACACUCUUGUUAUAUGUACGUUCCGUUUAAAUACACUUUUCCAAAUGCUUUGCAUAUUAACCUA